Messenger RNA from Brettanomyces nanus, 1056 nucleotides. RefSeq lists its product as uncharacterized. Gene Ontology annotation, biological process: coenzyme A biosynthetic process. Bases 1 to 1056 code for a protein of 351 amino acids. Lineage: Eukaryota; Fungi; Ascomycota; Pichiomycetes; Pichiales; Pichiaceae. Gene Ontology annotation, cellular component: nucleus; cytoplasm. Gene Ontology annotation, molecular function: phosphopantothenate--cysteine ligase activity. The transcript has a single exon. The record is from RefSeq and is a predicted model, not a curated record.
AUGACUGAAACCCCUACUUCUCCAAUGCUAUCAAGGGUGCACACUUCGGCCCCAGAUACGGAUUCUGCAAUAGACAGAACCAUCCCGGAGUUUCCUGCUGCUACACCAAUCGAUGAAGACAAUUACUUUAGGUUACAUAAGCCUCCUCCUUAUCUCUCACAGAUUUCCCGGGACGUGGCCGAGUUCAUCAAUUUCCAUCACAAGCAAAAUAGGAAGGUCGCUCUGGUAACUUCUGGUGGAACUACAGUUCCUCUUGAAAACAACACUGUGAGGUUUAUCGACAACUUCAGUGCCGGAACCAGAGGUGCAACGUCGGCCGAGUAUUUCUUGGAGAAUUCCUAUGCUGUCAUCUUUCUACACCGAGAGUUCUCUCUGCUUCCUUACUCUCGACAUUAUAGUCAUACCACCAAUUGCUUCUUAGACUAUCUGGCCGAGUCGCCUGAUGGUACCAAAGUAGAAGUUGAUGACAAAUUCCAGAAAAAGAUGCUAGUUGUGCUUAAAAAAUACAGAUACGCUAAGGACCAAAAUCUGUUAUUGAUGGUUCCAUUCACUACAGUGCACCAGUAUCUCUUCACGUUGAAGUUGAUUGCCCAGGAAAUGUCUGUCAUUGGUUAUGAUGCCGUAUUCUUUCUUGCUGCUGCUGUUUCCGACUUCUUUCUUCCAUCAUCCCGGAUUCCACAGCAUAAGAUUCAAUCCAAGGAAGUCGGAGGGAAGUUGGUUGUCGAUUUGGAACCUGUCCCCAAGUUUUUGAGAAGAUUGGUUGAUUCUUGGGCUCCUAUUGCUAUGAUAGUAUCGUUUAAAUUGGAGACUGAUGACAGUAUUCUCAUAGAUAAGGCUCGUGCUGCAUUGAAGAGAUAUAACCAUCAGCUUGUUAUAGGUAACUUGCUACAAACAAGGAAGAAACAGGUGGUAUUUGUGACUCCAGAAGGAGAGAGAUGGGUCAAACUAACCCCCCCACAAAUUAAGAAUCGCAUCGAUAUUGAAUCUAUUCUUGUUCCCGAAAUUAUCAGUAUGCACGGAGACUGGAUCCAAAGCAGAAAGGAGAUUGGACUGUGA